CUCCCGGCGAUGGGGAUGGUCGUCGUUCUGGCCUCAUUUGCCGGAUUAAACGUCUUCUACAAGCUCGCCACCAACGACGGCAUGAGCCUCAGGGUUCUGGUUGCCUACCGCUUUCUCUUCGCUUCCGCCUUCAGCGUUCCCGUUGCCAUCAUCGUCGAAAGAAGAAGAAGGCCAGAGCUCACGUGGAAGCUAGCGGGGCAGGCGUUUGUUCUUGGAUUACUGCAGUGUUCCGCUAAUCAAAAUUUAUAUUUGGAGAGUUUGGUGUUAACCUCUGCAACGUUUGUUUCCGCCAUGACCAAUUUGGUUCCUGCCAUCACCUUCGUUUUGGCAGUCUCUUUCAGGUUCGAGGAGCUAGGAUGGGGUACAAUGGCAGGGAAGGCGAAGGUGGCAGGAACAUUGAUGUGCAUUGGAGGGGCGAUGCUGUUCACCUUCUACAAAGGCGUUGAGAUCAACCUCUGGUCUACAGACCUUGACCUUCUUCACAGCCACAGCCACAAUAAUUCACGCUUGGGAUCUGGCAAUCUCCAGUUGGGAGCUUUCCUCAGCAUUUGCUGCUGCUUCUUCAGCGCCGGCGGCUAUAUUCUGCAGGCGAAGAUGAUAAAGGACCUGGCGGAGGCGAAGAGGAUACAGGACUACAAAUGUCCCUGCUGGAUGACGGCCAUGGCUGUGACGAUGGGAGCCAUCCAGUCCGUUGGGUUUGCAGUGUGCAUGGAGAGGGACUGGCAGCAAUGGAAGUUGGGCUGGAACAUCAGGCUCCUCUCUGCAUCUUACUCGGGAAUCGUGGCCUCUGGGGUUAUGUUGACGUUCAUCGCAUGGUGCGUCCAAAUGAGAGGCCCGCUCUUUGUAUCAGUGUUCAACCCUCUCAUGCUCGUGCUUGUGGCCAUUGCUGGCUCCUUGCUCCUCGAUGAGAAGCUACACUUGGGCAGCGUUUUAGGAGCGGGGGUGAUAGUGUUGGGAUUGUUCACGGUUCUGUGGGGGAAGAAGGCAGAGAGUAGAAGAGAGACAGCCCAGCUGAUGCCAUCGAAAAGUUCGAGAGAAUACUCCAAAAGAAUUGAGAUCACCACCGUCAUUGCUGCUACUGCUACUACUACUACUACUACUACUAAGAAUUGA
Messenger RNA from Diospyros lotus (date-plum), 1113 nucleotides. RefSeq names its product WAT1-related protein At1g25270-like. The transcript is spliced from 7 exons. Lineage: Eukaryota; Viridiplantae; Streptophyta; Magnoliopsida; Ericales; Ebenaceae. The record is from RefSeq and is a predicted model, not a curated record. The coding region runs from base 10 to 1113 and encodes 367 amino acids. Gene Ontology annotation, molecular function: transmembrane transporter activity. Gene Ontology annotation, cellular component: plasma membrane.